Molecule: messenger RNA, 1120 nt
Organism: Drosophila busckii
Lineage: Eukaryota; Metazoa; Arthropoda; Insecta; Diptera; Drosophilidae
Exons: 4
Coding region: 470-847 (125 amino acids)
Source: RefSeq, a predicted model, not a curated record
UUGAACGGACGUGUGUCGCGCGCUGUCGCUGUAAUUUUCGAAUUUGUUGUAAAUUUUGUUGUAAAACAAGCGUCGCGUCUUCGUUGAUUGCAAUUGCAUGAAAACAAAUCAAAUCAAACAUGUGAAGUGAUGCUAGCGCAUAGAGAAAUGUCUAUAAAUUAAUUGAGGCACACACACACAGAAUAAAUAAAAACCAACUUUUUUUGGUCGCGUGAAUUUUUCGGGCGGCUUGUGAGCGCGCGUGUCACGGCCGCUUUAACGAGAUUUUGUUGUGUUUUUUGCGGAUAAAUUUCGGAUAACAAAAAGAAAAUAAGUAAAAUGUUUAUCAAAUGAGCCGCAUUGCAUUGUUUACAACAAUUUCACCAACAGAGUAAAGUGCGUGUGUGUGCGUAUUCUGUGUUUAUUGUUGUUGUGAGAGUGUAUUAAAUUUACGCAAAUUUUCACAAUUGGCGACAACAACAAAUGGAACAUGCUGCUGCCUUUGUUGGAAUACAACAAACACAUUGCCAAAAUACCAAAUUGCAAAAUGAGGUCAUCGCUUAGAGCCUGCAACAUGAUGUUGCUACUAUUGUUGCUGCUGCUGCUCGGCCAUAGCAGCGACAUUGCUCAGGCGCUGGAUACAGCAGCGAACAACAACAGCAGCAGCAACGCCGGUGGCGCCUCCAACUCAGCAGCAGCAGCAGCAGCUGGUGCUGCAAGCGGCGGUGGCGGCGGCGGCAUCGCGGGCUUGGCUACGGGCGUAGCAUUGCCGGCUGCUGGCAAUCUGACGGAACUGGGCAGUCCCGUUUUUCGCCAGUUUGAGUGUGCAACAUGCAACAUGCGGGUGUUGGCACUGGGGCCCUCUUGAUUGAUUCGCAGCAGCAGCAGCUGGUCAACAAUUUAGUUUUGGAAACAACAUCUUUUCAACAAGCAAGUGGUGGUUGCUGCCACAUGCGGGCAUUAGACGUUGGCUCAUCAAUCAACAACAACAGCAACACGAGCGAGUCGUAUAUAUAGUACAAAUAUUGUUAAUAAACGAAAUGUUAUGUUAGCUUGUGCAUAACAAAGCUGUAAAUUUAAUUAGUCGUUGUGUAAAGCUGUUAAUUGUUAAUAAUUUCUAUUUAAAUUUUUGUUAAUUGCA